Drosophila ananassae is the source of this 2624-nucleotide messenger RNA. RefSeq names its product trichohyalin. The record is from RefSeq and is a predicted model, not a curated record. Bases 807 to 2513 code for a protein of 568 amino acids. The transcript has a single exon. Lineage: Eukaryota; Metazoa; Arthropoda; Insecta; Diptera; Drosophilidae.
AAAUAUUCUCUAGAGACAUUCUGAUUUUUUUUUGGAUUCAGAUUCAUAGCCAGGUGCUAAUUAAAUUUAUUUAAGCCCUCUUGAAUUAAAUCUAAGAUGUGAAUGCCUCGAUACGAGGGCCAAAUGAAGCGUGCCCAAUAGAUUUGCCGUUUAGGGCAUGGUUUUGGGUUUGGGCAUUCGGGGAAAUGAGUUGACAGUUCGAGUUAAAAAACCAGAAAACCUAACCACACCAGAUUGGAUCGGUUCGGCUUCACUAAACACUUCAAAAUGAAAACGAAACAAACACACGCACCAGCCACAAAAAUUGUGGUUUUAACUUAAAAGUAAUUGGCAAAAGCAUCAACAAUUUUUAUCACAAAACCCGUCACUUGAACGGCGGACUAUGCCAAAUGGCUUGGACAUAACUUUUGGACAUAAUUAAGCCAUCAAGCCAAAAUCUUGGCCAUUUGCGUUGACAGUAAAUAGUCGCUGUGUUGGACAACAACCCCUGCCAUACAGUAAACAGUCAUAUGAAGCUAAUUAAUUAAAAUAAAAUGGAAAAAAGUGUUGACGUGCCUUGACAAUCUCUGUUUGGUUUGUUUGAUUGCAACAUUUAAGAGAUGAUCGAGUCAGGUAUUUGAUCAGACUUGGAGAAGUUUAAUCAUUUAAUUUUUGUAAGUGACAAAGCCUUGUGAAAAUUCUAGAAGCCACCCUUGAGGAAGACCUGAAUCCCUGGCAACGUCUCCACCAUGGAAACCAACAAACUACUUUAAGUGAAACCCUAGAUCGAAACCUUUGAUGAAUAGUUUUUGGCCAAACAUUCUAGAAUGCAGUAUUCCUGGCUGCCACAAGAGCGGAGGGAGCCCAUUAUCCGAGAGAAGCCUCCAGUGGUCAUAUCCUCUAGUAGAUUUGCUCGCAUCCAGCGGAAUGCCUGCCAGGCAGCCAAGCAGGAGAAGCUCCAGCUUCAAAGUCUUCGCGAUGAGGAGCAGGAGAGACUACGCAUUGGGGGCGAGGAGCUGCUCAAGAAGUUCAAUGGCCAGAAUCUGUGCAUCACCCAAGAGGAGGAGUGUGCCCGGGAGCUGAAGCAGCAUGAGGAGCAGAUCCUGCAAGCCAAACGGCAGGCGGAGAAGGAGACUGAGGCUGCUCGGCUGGAGCAACGGGCGACCAGACAGGAAAGAAUCAAGGCUGCCCAAAAGCUGUUGGAGCAACUGCGUCCAGGACCCCGGGAACUGCAAUGUGCCAGGCUGCAGAGUGAGGUCCUGCGGAGCGUGAAUGCCCAGCGGGAGGUGCAGGAGGAAUAUUCCAAAGCCAGGCAACGGCAGGCAGAUAUGGAUAGGAAGGUGUACCAGGAGCAGGUGCUUCGGGGCUAUGAGGAGGCUAAGAAACGGCACAUGGAACGCUGCCAGCAGCUGGAGGAGCACAAAAGGGAACUCCUGGAGUCUAUUGUCGAGAGGGAAAAGCAACGUAAAGCCACUCAGGCCGAGGAGAUGGAGCAGGCUCGCCAGGAGCGGGAUCGAAACGCAAAACAAUUAAAGGAUCAUCAGGAGAAGGAGAAGGAACUGAUGGCCUCUAAGCAGCGUCAGAGGAAAGAGGAGGCUCUCGCCUCUCUGGCCAUGUCAGAGCAAUGCCAUAAGCGCCUCCAAAUGCUCGAGGAGGUGGAGCAGGUCCAGUGCGAUGUCCACAAUGAAGCCAAGAGGCGGUUGGAGGGCAUGAAACGAGAUCGGGCCAAGGAGCGAGUGCAGCAGCGAAUUCGGCGAAACGAAAAACUUGCCAAAGAGCUGGCACCCCGACUCCAUUACAGUGCUGACGAGGACCUGGCCCGACACAGCCGCCAGCUGGAGGAGAUGCGCAAAGCCCACAGUGCCGAGCAAGCCAAGAAGAGACAAGUCCGGGAGCAGGUCAUAAACGCCCGAUUGGCCAUUCAGAAGCAGGAGGCGGAGCAGGCCAGGAUCAGUCGGAAGCAGGCAGAGGAGGAGCGCCUGAAGGCAGUGGAGCUGCGACUGCAGAACGACCUCACGAAUGUCAAGUUCCAGCGGCAGCAGCGCCAGGAGCAACUAGAGAGGAUGCGGGACUUGCGCCGCCAGCUGGAUGAGCAGGUGAAGCGCCGACACGAGGACGAAACCCGACCGGAAACCAACUACAAUCGGGAGGCCCAGCUGGAGGAGCUGCGCGAGGACGCCUUCUUCUUCGAUUAUGCCCGCCAGUUGAUGGACGAGGCCAGUUCGAAGGGCUGCCCGCUGAAGCCCCUCAUCCGGGCGGUGGGUCAGUACAAGAACGAUAACCGCAUUGGGGCUGAGGUGCGGGUGCCCCGUCACCUGGUUACCCGACUUCCCAUGGGAAGACGCACUCAGGGCGAUAGCCAGGCGGAGGGGAAGACCAAACCUCCGAAGGAACUGGAGCCGAAUGCCGAGAAACUCAGCCAAGAGGAGCAACAGCACAGGCUAACCAUAGAGGAGAACCUCAAGAAAAUUGAAGCCCUGGUGCUGGAGGAGGCCAAAGCCAAUGUGGCGGGAAAGGUGGCGUCUAAAAAAUGAAUAUUUCUUGCACUUGUAACUUGUAAUCAUAAUGCCUCUCAAGUAACAGACUUUAUUUGAUGAAACCUCAAAACAAAACUGUUGAAAAUAAAACCCACCACUUGACUCCGA